UAAAACUAAAAACGGUUGCUCUUCCAUAAAAAAAUACUUCAGUUUUCUUCUCGUUCAAGCUUCUCUUCUUUCUUCUUCAAGAUCUGGUUAGGGUUAGGGUUUCGCUUCACUAUUCUCGUUGCGAUUUGCGUUCUCUUUUAAGGAAAGCCCUAGGAUCGUUGAGUUUUGAUUCGAUCGGUCCCGGAUCGCGCCGUUAGAGACGAUUCAGGUAAAAUUAUAUGGGAAUUCUAGAGGGAGCUAUUAAAUAUCACCCUUUUGUUGAGGCAAAUCAUGCAAGAGUUGCUGUUCCUUUGGUUAAUACUCCUCUGGCAAAGGCUAGGACUAUUGGUAGUGGAUUUUGGGGGUCAAAAGUGAAAUACAGAGGGUCGAUUAAGGUUGUUCCUGCCUCAUAUGCACCAUUUGAGGGGAAGCAUGGAGUUGUUCGCUGUAGUUUCAGUUCAUCAUCUGAUGGCAGUGGGAGCAUGGCUGGGAAUUUCAAUGAGAGUGAUGGAGAUUACGUGAACUCAAGUGUAAUAGAAGCUGUUGAGGUUAAAAGUGGUCUGGAUGGUUUCUUUAUUAAAAUGCGGGAUGGCAGAAAUUUAAGAUGUGUUCACAACAACCCUCAAAGAGGAAACCUGCCAGACUAUGCCCCUCGCUCUGCCAUUGUCUUAAAGAUGGAAGAUGGAAGUGACCUUCUUCUUCCUAUAAUAGUUUUGGAGAUGCCUAGUGUGCUGCUAAUGGCUGCAGUUCGUAAUGUACAAAUUGCUAGGCCUACUGUAUACCAAGUAGUGAAAGACAUGGUAGAAAAGAUGGGAUAUGAAGUACAACUUGUUCGUGUCACUAGGAGAAUACAUGAGGCCUACUUUGCACAAUUAUAUCUUGCAAAGGUUGAUAGUAAGAAAGAGAUAAUCAGCUUUGAUCUCCGCCCUUCCGAUGCCAUUAAUAUUGCAGUUAGAUGCAAGGUGCAUUCAAUGCUCUUAUCGGUAAUUCCUUUUUCAUCUCGCACAGACUACUCGGUGCCGAUACAAGUUAAUAGACACGUUGCAUACAGUGAUGGGAUGAGAGUGGUGGAGCCACCAAAGACGACAGUUCCCUCAGAUGGAUUGCUGUUUCAGGAACUUGACAGGCCCAUUGGUGAACCUUGUUUGGAAACCAAAGAGUUUAACCUAGUGAGAAACAUGCUGAUUGCUGUCGUUGAGGAGCGAUACAAGGAUGCGGGACUUAUCCCAGACGCCUCCUGCACAAGAGUUGAUUGCAAGGGACCUUCAUGACAAUGAAUGGAAAUUUCGUCACAUUUUUCGAGGUCAGCCAAAGAGGCACCUUCUCACAACAGGAUGGAGCGUGUUUGUAAGUGCAAAGAGCCUGGAUGUGUUCAGUUUGUGACCAGCUCGGUUUUGUGUUGUGGAGCCUGGUUGUAUUGUGGAGCCAGGUUAUGUUUGUGCUUUUGUUCUCGGCCAGUUUUUUUGCAUAUAUUGUUGAUAUAAUUCUAAGCCUGGUUGUGUUCAGUUUGUGACCAGCUCGGUUUUGUGUUGUGGAGCCUGGUUGUGCUCCUAAUCCUGGUUGUGUUGUGCUUUUUGUGCAUAUAUAUUGUUAAUGCUAUACCAUGUCUGAUUGUGUUCAGUUUGUGACCACAUCGGUUUUGUCAUUAUCAGC
This is a messenger RNA of Asparagus officinalis (garden asparagus), 1632 nucleotides long. Its product is annotated as bifunctional nuclease 2-like. Gene Ontology annotation, biological process: protein ubiquitination. Gene Ontology annotation, molecular function: nuclease activity. Gene Ontology annotation, cellular component: nucleus; VCB complex. The transcript has 12 exons. The record is from RefSeq and is a predicted model, not a curated record. Bases 219 to 1250 code for a protein of 343 amino acids. NCBI's taxonomy places the organism in Eukaryota, Viridiplantae, Streptophyta, Magnoliopsida, Asparagales, Asparagaceae.